AAGUAGCGGGGUACUUCCGCUCUUCGCAAGUGUUUAUCAACUGUGUGCCCUUACUACUGAGAAACAUACUUAUCAAGAUGUCGAGCAACAACGUGGAAGAGAAAGUGAAUCAUGCAUCUAACAGCAAAGGCAUCUCUCUUCCAAUGACUCGUGUGAAACUGAUCAUGAAAAGUUCUCCCGACGUCUCAAGCAUCAACCAAGAGGCUCUUCUCCUCACCACCAAAGCAACAGAACUGUUUGUUCAGCACCUAGCUCUGUCCUCAUUCAAUAAUGGAUCAGGGAAAGACCAGACCCUCUUGUACAGUGAUCUGGCCAAUACUGUUGAGGAGAAAGAGACUUUUCAGUUUCUCACAGAUAUCCUACCAAAGAAGAUCUUGGUUCGGGAUUACCUGAAGCUUCUAGAAGAAAAUCCAAUUGAGGAAGCAGACAAUUGAAGCAAAACCCCUUGAAGCAACAGUGGUUGUAUUGCUAGCAUGGAGUCUGAAUAUUUUCUCCAGCUCAUUCCUGAAGUAGACUACAUUCAUACCACUUCCAUUCAAUGGCAUUGUGUAGGCCUACAUUUUGAUCUGAGAUUUACUAGAGCAUAUCAUGUUUACUACAAUUAAGUUGCCGAGUCAUCCGCAUGCUGAGCAUCCAGUUUUGGGUCAGAAAGAAUUAGUAUGUGAAAUGACUACAGAUAAAGCGUUAAAAUCAUAAUUAUAUGUUACCCCCCCCCCCCCCCCCCGCCACAGCAAUAACCUGCUGCCUAAGAGGAAUAUCUCUGUACUCCCCUGGGUUUUGAUGCCAGCUGAUGCAAAUAGUGCACAGAGAUGAGGGAUUUCAUUUGUUUUGGGCAUUAUGUUUUACAGGAGACCUUGAAGCAAAGGGUGAACGAGAUCAGUUUCUUUUUCUUUUUUUUCAACAAUGUCUUCCAUACAAGCGACGCAGUUCUCAGGUCAAAAUACAUUUCUUGUUGGUUGUAUCCUUUUAUAAAGAGGAACACCUAUGCACAGUCUUUGCUAAUGGACUUUUAUUCCUUUUAUUCAUAUACCCAAUGAAAUCUGCAGAAAUAUAGACAUGUAAACUGAUUUCUUACAGCGUUUGAAUGGGUUAUGUGACUAAGGAAUAUACAGACUUUAGAUUUUAGCUGUGUUUAGUGUGAUCUAUUUUCUAUACUACUCAUAGGUACUUCCAGUCCUGGGUGGCUGCAGGCAGCACUUAUUUAAAUCUUCUCUUAUUUUUUGUAAUAGCUCUUCUCCGAUUGCAAUGUAAGUUAUGCUACAGUAGGCAUUGCCAUAUUUUUAGGUUUUUCAUGUGAAAUAAUCAGACUUAAUACAUUUAUUGAAUCAAAGUCUAAAUAUUCUGCUGUGUGUGUGUGUCCCAUGAAACUACAAAGCAAGGUCCUGUAAUGUGAUGUCUCAAGAAUGCACUGAACUAAGUAGCCUAACUGUCCCAUUAAAUCAUAACUUAAUCAUAUUCUGUUAACUCAUACCCAAAUAGAUGUUGUUGACUCAUCCUAUACUCCUAUUUGUGGCCAAAGCAUAAAUUGAAGGGGGAAAAAAACAAAGAAACCCACCUCAAACUCAAUUGCAUACUCCUGAAACCUCUUCUCGACAGCGCAUCUCUUCGGGAGGAUGAGCUGGCCAAUCUACUCACACCAUUAUGUUAGGGUACUUAACUUGAUAACCAUUAAAUUACUUUGUUUUCCUUCCUUCAAAAAAAAAAUCGCUCAUAUUGUAAUUAUAGUUCAUAUUUAAUAGAAAUCAGGAAACACUGGACAGUUUAACAGCUAUAAUAUUUUUUUUCUACAAGAGUGAAGAACAGCAAUUUCGAUCCCACCCAACUAACGAGACUUGUCUUUUGUACCAUAGUUUCGUUUUAUUAAAUUAAAUCCUCUUCAUGCUACACACUGUUCAUCAUUCCCUAUUUCUGUUGAAUUACUGUAGAUACAAGUUUUUGCCCUCGUUGCAACAAUGUAAUGCCAUAUAAAGCUGUACUUCGUUCAAUAAAACAUCUCUUUAUGGUA
Molecule: messenger RNA, 2005 nt
Organism: Oncorhynchus nerka (sockeye salmon)
Lineage: Eukaryota; Metazoa; Chordata; Actinopteri; Salmoniformes; Salmonidae
Product: chromatin accessibility complex protein 1-like
Exons: 3
Coding region: 78-434 (118 amino acids)
Biological process (GO): chromatin remodeling; DNA-templated DNA replication
Cellular component (GO): nucleus; CHRAC
Molecular function (GO): protein heterodimerization activity
Source: RefSeq, a predicted model, not a curated record